Molecule: messenger RNA, 711 nt
Organism: Mesorhabditis spiculigera
Lineage: Eukaryota; Metazoa; Nematoda; Chromadorea; Rhabditida; Rhabditidae
Source: the annotation of a GenBank genome assembly
AUGCUGCUCCGGACAGUAAUUUCUGCUGUUUUUGUUGCUCAGGCCCUUGCUCAAUACCAGCAAGCCUUCGCCCCGCAGCCACCCCAGCAGCAGCAAUAUAUUCCUCAACAACCCCAGCAGCAGCCCCAGUACAUCCAACAACAACAACAGUUCCCCCAGCCCCAAUUCCAACAACAGAUCCAGCAACAACAGCAGCCGGUUCAGAGCUAUCAGCAGCCGCAACAGCAACAGGUUCCGCAGCAGCCCCAAUUCCAGCAGCAAAUCCAACAACAGCAGCAACCCCAGCAACAGGAGCAACAGGGUCGCCUUACUGGAUACCUCCUCACCCCAGUCGCCGCCCCCGCCGACUACGUCAACAACCCGGCCGACAUUCCGCCGAUGAACGAGGGACAGUUCACCAGGAUGGGAGGCAAUGAGCAACACCCCCUGUACGUCAUCCAAAACCCCGACACCACCGGUCAGGCCUCCGUUUUGCCGCCCGGCUUCUCCGCCAACCCAUCCGAGCCGAAUCAGAAGCCGAACGGGUUCUUCAUGCCGAUCGACAAUGCCCCACUUCGAGACGGGCGCCCCUUCACCCUCAUGGUUGUCAAUGGAAUGCGCACGCACGGCCCGGCCUACAAUGCCCUUCCCGUGGCCCCGGAAGUGUCGGUCAAGUCGGAGGUGGUGGGAUAUCAGGCCCCGGCUGCCCCAUCCGGCGCUGCCCCCUACCAC